Trematosphaeria pertusa is the source of this 985-nucleotide messenger RNA. RefSeq names its product carbohydrate esterase family 1 protein. The record is from RefSeq and is a predicted model, not a curated record. The transcript has 2 exons. Gene Ontology annotation, molecular function: hydrolase activity. The coding region runs from base 1 to 897 and encodes 298 amino acids. NCBI's taxonomy places the organism in Eukaryota, Fungi, Ascomycota, Dothideomycetes, Pleosporales, Trematosphaeriaceae. Gene Ontology annotation, cellular component: extracellular region.
AUGUACUCCGGAACCUUCCUGAGCGCCCUCGCAGCGCUUUCCGCCGUGGCUUCCGCCGGCAAGACGCAGACCGUCACCAACUGGGGUGACAAUCCCUCCAAGCUGCCAGGAGUGCUCGUCUAUACUCCCGACAAGCUAGCUGCUACGCCAGCUGUUAUCCUCGGACUCCAUCCCUGCGGCGGCACCGGUCAGAUGUACCAACAGAUGACCCCGCUCAACUCCUACGCCGACAAACUCGGCUUCGUCGUUAUGUACCCGACCUCCAACUCCCAACAAGGCAUGAACUGCUGGGACUGCCACACGCAAAAGUCUCUGACGCACGAUGGCGGCGGCGACUCGCAGGGCCUGGCAGCAAUGGUCAGAUGGGCGCUGAAGACGUACAGUGGCGACGAGUCGAAGGUCUUCGUUGUCGGGGGCUCCUCCGGAGCUAUGGAGUCCAACGUUCUGGCCGCGACAUACCCUGAUCUGUUCAAGGGUGCGGCCUCGUACUCUGGUGUGCCAGCUGCUUGCUGGGCUGGGUCUCCGAUCUCCACGCCGAUGUCCUCCGAUCUGUCCUGCCCAAUGGGCCAGAAAGCCUCCACGUAUUCGGCGCAGAAGUGGGCCGAUCUUGCACACGGAUGCGACCCCGGCUACAACGGCACGUACCCGAAAAUGAUGGUAGUCCAUGGCACGGCGGAUACCGCGGUCACGAUCAACAACUUGAAGGCUCAGCUUGACCAGUGGAGCACCGUCCUGGGCGUCUCCUUCUCGAAGAACGUUACCAACGACCCGAUCACAAACUGGAAGCGGAUUGUCUAUGGCGAUGGCACGAAGUUGAUUGGAUUUGAGGUCCAGGGUGGUGGUCACAUUCCUGCUUUCCAGGGUGAUGCCACCAUGAAGUUCUUUGGCCUGAUGUAAGAUGGAGGUUGAGAUCUUUGGUGGAAAGACGUUCCUUGAGGUGCUGUCAUAUAGCUCAUGCACUUCCACACGGUACACUAUAUAUUGC